ACUCACACUUUUGCUUAGCAGAAAUUCAGAGGUACAGAGCAAAGAAGCUCCCAGGGAAAGGGUGGCAAAGGAAAACUGAGUUGUGCCCUUUUCCCUCUAAGAAAGAGACACAAACAGAAGAAAAACGAUGGAGAGGAAGCAGGGAGAGGUGGACCACCUGGAGCGGCCAAGCCCUCUGACUGACAAGGAGAAGGUGAUGAUUCAGGACUCAUGGGGAAAAGUCUUCCAGAACUGUGAUGAUGUUGGAGUGGCCAUACUCGUCAGGCUGUUUGUGAACUUCCCUUCAUCUAAGCAAUACUUCAGCCAGUUCAAGAACAUUGAGGACACAGAGGAGCUGGAGCAGAGCUCCCAGCUCAGGAAACAUGCUCACAGGGUCAUGGAUGCCAUCAAUACAUUAGUGGAGAGCAUUGACAACUCAGAAAAGGUGGCAUCAGUACUGAAGCUGUUGGGCACAGCCCAUGCUCUCCGACACAAGGUGGAUCCUGUCUACUUCAAGAUUCUGAGUGGUGUGAUUCUGGAAGUACUGGGAGAAGAGUAUCCAGAAGUUGUGACACCAGAAGUGGCCACAGCGUGGACCAAACUCUUGGCAACAGUUUGUUGUGGUAUCAACGCCGUCUAUGAGGAAGUGGGCUGGACGCAGCUCCCGACUUCAACUGGCUGAGGCUCUUGGAUGCAGAUCUUUCAAAUUUUCUGCAGCUUCAAAAGUCAGGAAUCAACUGACUGUAAUCUGGGAACACAGUUUGGUAUAAUCUAUGGUAAUCAAGGAACAUGGAAUAUAUACAUUAUAAAAACAAAAAUAAGAACAAGUAUGGUGCCCUUUUUACAGAUAGCAGUGUUUUUGUGAAAGAGAGGAUGUAAGACAUAUAAAGUACAGCUCCCCUCCUUGCAUUUGUACUCUUGUAAAAGACAAACCCAAUAAAAGAAUAGAGCAAAGAGGAAGAAAAUGCAAAAAUACACCCAGCAGUGGAUGAGAGGCCACAUUUGACUUGGGUGUGCCUUCUGCUGAAUGUGUAUUUGGAGAAACUGAAAUGUAAACAGCAUCUUUCUAGAAUGUUUUGCAGAUGUUUCCUCUUAUCAGUCUGUAUCCACCUGUGUUUACUUAGAUAUGAUGAAUACUGAAACAUUUCUACAAUUUUUAAAAGUUAAUGGUGAUAAUGUACAUUUUUCUUUUUUCAUUUCAGCUCACAUUUUUAACCUGUAACUUAGUCUAGUUUAAAAUAAAAUUACAUCAAAAAUCA
This is a messenger RNA of Melanotaenia boesemani (Boeseman's rainbowfish), 1238 nucleotides long. RefSeq names its product cytoglobin-1-like. Bases 128 to 661 code for a protein of 177 amino acids. Gene Ontology annotation, biological process: oxygen transport. The record is from RefSeq and is a predicted model, not a curated record. Gene Ontology annotation, molecular function: iron ion binding; heme binding; oxygen binding. Lineage: Eukaryota; Metazoa; Chordata; Actinopteri; Atheriniformes; Melanotaeniidae. The transcript has 4 exons.